Messenger RNA from Acanthopagrus latus (yellowfin seabream), 5334 nucleotides. Its product is annotated as caskin-2-like. Gene Ontology annotation, molecular function: protein binding. The coding region runs from base 370 to 4137 and encodes 1255 amino acids. The record is from RefSeq and is a predicted model, not a curated record. Lineage: Eukaryota; Metazoa; Chordata; Actinopteri; Spariformes; Sparidae. The transcript has 20 exons.
AACAUGCAGAGAGACUGAGCCGGGUAACUUCAGCUCCACCCUGACGGCGUCUAAGACGACUGUCAGAGCCUGACGCUGGUCCUGGAGGGAUGUCAGCGUCUCUACCUGCUCUCAGAUCAGCUGCCUGCUGAAUACAACCUGUCCUCACUUUAAAGGAACAUUCCCCCUCAAGCUGAGGAGAAGUUUCAUAGUCCACGAAACAAUUCUGUACACACGGAGUUGCUGGGCUCCACCAAGAGACUGAAUGUGAACUACCAGGACUCGGAUGGGUUCUCGGCCCUCCAUCAUGCUGCUCUCACAGGGACGACGGAGCUUCUGUCUGCUCUGCUGGAGGCUCAGGCCACUGUGGACGUCAAGGACAGCAACGGAAUGCGUCCGCUGCAUUACGCCGCCUGGCAGGGAAAAGCUGAGUCUGUCCUGACGCUGCUUCGCUCCGGAGCCUCGGUCAACGGCGUCUCUCUGGACGGACACAUCCCUCUGCACCUGGCCGCGCAGUACGGACACUACGACGUGUCGGAGAUGCUGCUGCAGCACCAGUCCAACCCGUGUCUGGUCAACAAGGCCAAGAAGACGCCGCUGGACCUGGCCUGUGAGUUCGGACGAGUCCAGGUGGCCCAGCUGCUGCUCAGCAGUAACAUGGUGGUGGCGCUGUUGGAAGGAGAGAGGAAGGAGCCCACGGACUCGGCCUUCACCACGCCGCUGCACCUCGCCGCCCGCAACGGACACAAAGACGUCAUACGGCUGCUGCUGAAGGCCGGCAUCGACAUCAACAAGACCACCAAGUCUGGGACGGCGCUGCACGAAGCGUCUCUGUACGGGAAGACGGAGGUGGUCCGGCUGCUGCUCGACGCCGGCGUGGACGUGAACAUCAGGAACACCUACAACCAGACGGCGCUGGACAUCGUCAACCAGUUCACCACGUCGCACGCCAGCAGGGACAUCAAGCAGCUGCUCCGAGAUGCGACGGGCGUUCUGCAGGUCCGAGCUCUGAAGGAUUACUGGAACCUCCACGACCCGACUGCCCUCAACAUCCGGGCCGGAGACGUGAUCAUGGUCCCCGGGGCCCGUAGUGACCCGUCUCGUCCCCUGCAGGUGAUGGAGCAGCACGUGGACGGACGCUGGAAGGGCCACAUCCACGACACCCAGAGAGGAACGGACCGGGUCGGCUUCUUCCCUCCGUCCAUCGUGGAGGUCAUCAGCAGGAGAAACGGGGGCACCCUGUCCCGGCACGCCUCCUUGCCCACCCACCGCCAGCAGCUGCUCUCCAGAACCCCCCUCUCCUCCAGCCUCAGCUCCGCCCCUCAGACCGACGACUCCUACACUCUGUAUGCUCCGCCCACCCACGUGGUGCUGCCGCUAGCCAACGGCCUCACGACCAGCACAGCUGGAGACAGGAACAGCGUCGGGAGCACCGGCAGCGUUGGCAGCACCCGCAGUGCCGGGAGCGGGCAGAGCACCGAGAGCACCAGCGCCCCCAACGGACUCCAGCAUCACUCUGGUCACCAUGACAACGCCAACAAGCCGGCGCCCUCUGCUGUCGACUCCGGACCCUCAGACAUCAGCUCACAGUCGGAUCAUCCUGCAGGAACCUUCUCAUCAGGUGGGACUCCUCGGAGGCAGACGGUCACGGUGCAAAGACCUGCAGAGCAAAGUUUCUCACAGCAGUUUGUUCGUCCUCAGCAGCUGCUGGAGGGGAAGGAUGCUGAGGCCAUCUAUCAGUGGCUGAGUGAGUUCCAGCUGGAGCAGUACACUGCCAACUUCAUCAGUGCUGGUUACGAUGUUCCAACCAUCAGCAGGAUGACUCCUGAGGAUCUGACGGCCAUCGGAGUGACCAAACCAGGCCACCGCAAGAAAAUCUCCAUCGAGAUCAACAACCUGAACAUCCCUGAGUGGCUGCCUGAGUACAUCCCAUCUGAUCUGGUCGAGUGGCUGAGUGCCAUCGGUCUCCCACAGUACCACAAAAAACUGGCAGAGAACGGCUAUGACUCCAUCAGCAUCGUCAAAGACCUCACAUGGGAGGAUCUGCAGGAGAUCGGGAUCACCAAGCUGGGCCACCAGAAGAAGCUGAUGCUGGCGGUGAAGAAGCUGUGUGACAUCCAGAGGGCGAUCCUACAGGCUGAAUCAGGUCAAGGCACGCUGCGGCGCAAAGCCCCCGGUGCCCUGCACCUGGUCACCAUUGAGCCUCCUGACUCAGCAGGUGAAUGCUCUUCUCCUCACACUCCGAAGAUGUUGACCUUCCAGGACAGCGAGCUGAGCGCCGAGCUGCAGACCGCCAUGUCCAGCCACUACGGAGGCUGCGAGGAAGGCUUGGCCAUCAAGAACGCAGUGGGAAUGUCCCAGAGCCAGGAGAGCAUCGACACCCGGUCCAGAGGCUCCGGACGGUCCCAGGAACCUCCCACGGUGUCCAUCAACCCCCACAGCUGGUCCCAGGAGAGCCUGGAUGGUAGCCCUGCCAAGGAGAGGAACCUCCCUGAGGGCUGGGACCAGAGGCCUCUGCAGCAGCAGCAGCUACCUAAGCAGGUACCUUUGGGCACGGCGACCGUGUUUAAGUACCCAGCAAUCCCAGCCAAACCCAAACUGCCUGGAUCUUGUGGUCCCUCACCUCAUGGCUCCCCAGCAUUGAAGGGUUUCAGCUAUCUGCAUUCACAUUGUGGCUCCACAGACCUGAGCUCAUCACCCAAGCAUGAGGACCGAACCAUGACCCUGACCCCGCCCAAGAAACGCACCCAGAGCAUGACCCGCUACGCUCUGUCGGACGGGGAGCCCGAUGAGGAUGACGAGGAGUCUGCAUUUCCUCAUGGAAACCUGUCGUCCUACGCCACCUUGACCCGCAAACCUGGUCGCAGCCAGUUGGCUCGAUUACAGUCGAGUCCAGAAAAGAAUGGCAACGUUGGACGCAGUCAGUCCUUCGCAGUGCGCGCCAGGAAAAAAGGUCCCCCUCCUCCUCCUCCGAAGAGACUGAGCUCAGUGAGCAGCACCACCAGCGGGGAGUUGAGCGACAGCAGCACCACCUCAUCCAGCGGCGGGGCGGUGACAGACAGUCCAGUGAGCGUGAGGAGCAUUGCAGCCUCUUUGGAAGGCAGGACAGACGGGAAAAGCCCUCCAGGACCUAAAACAGACCAGUUCCAGCAGGAGCCACCUCCUCCCUCCCUCAGCUCUGCUGGGCUGGACAUGAGGGAGGCCUCUGGGGUGAGGCGGAGGGUGCAGAGCGAGUGUAUUCCCUCUCAGAACAGCAUCAGCGAGCCAGAUCGAGGGGUGAAGUCUGACUCUGAGGAAGAAGACUCCAAAGGUCGUGGACUGGAGGGCUCCUCGUCCCCUCAGAACAGCUCCAGUGAGUGUAUCCCCUUCGCCGAGGAGGGUAACUUGACCAUCAAACAGAGGCCCAAAGCUCCGGGGCCACCCAGGGCUGAGGCCGUGCUGGAGCCUCCAGAGAAACCAGCAGCCAAGAGCCUGGAGGUUCCCGAGUUUAAUCUGAAGGAGUCAGACACGGUGAAGCGCAGACACAAACCCAAAGACAGGGAGCAGGGAGGAGGCUCCCCCAGCCGAGAGGGAGCCGGGGAAGCAGAGUCCAGCAGCAGCAGACCUGCUUCCCAGAGCCAGGAGGAGAUCAACCUGAGGAUCAGUGAGGCCAGUAUGGAGAGACCAGCCAGUCCGGCAACAAGUUCUCCUAUCAAACCUCCGCUCUCCCCAAAGCCUCCUGCUGUGGCCCCAAAACCAAUCCGGCACAGUCUGCUGGCAGCACAAGCAGCUGGACUCUCUCCACCCGUCUCUCCAUCCGUGACCGUCAGUGUGAUUCAAAGUGUGGCCUUCAGCUCUCCGUCCUCUCCUGCUCACGGGCCCCGAAAUCCAGCUCCAGCUCCACAGAGUCCCUCUCUGAACACAGUGAGGACGCAGGUGUGUGUGUUGGGCCCGGACCAUGUCCCAGAGUCCUCCAGCGGGGCUGUGGUGGCUCAGCAGAGGCUGGAUCAGACCAGUACUUGUUUGGAAGCAGCUCUGAAGGCUGUUGAGACAAAACUGAACCAGGAGGAAAACUCGGACAGUGGAUCGAACACCGUGAAGGCUGCGAGGACGAUCCUGGACGACAUCGGCAACAUGUUUGACGACCUGGCCGACCAGCUGGACGCCAUGUUGGACUGAAGCCUCUUCAUCACAAGCGUUGUGCUUCAGCCUCAGGAAGCGAAACAGAGGACGAGGGACAGAUUUCCCUCCGGUGUUUUAAAGCUCUGCUCUGAACACGACGGACGCUGUCAGAGGAGACGAAGUGGAACUCGUCUUGUUUCUCGGCCUGAACAUCAGCACUUACCCUCCUCUGUGCUUCCUCAUCACGGUCCUGAACUCACGUUUCUGACAGACGGUGGAUUCUGGUUACCGGAUGGAUCCGGACACUUUUUUAACCUUUGUAACGCUCGAGUCGUCGUCGUGUCUCAUCAAACAUGAACCAAACACAGAGACAGAAGUUGGACCAGUGGAUUAUUUUCAGCCCACUGAGAAGAGAAACUGCUCGGAUGAUUAUUAUGACUCUUGUUGAACACUAAUAUUAACAUGAAGUUUUAUGUUUCUGACUGAGAGCCGGAGUCCUGAUGUCACUUCCUGUCCAGCGUGUGUCUCCUUCUCAGAAACAUCGACUGAGUCUCUGACAUCUUGGUUAUUAUUUCUUCCUUUGCUGGUCGUCACGGGUCGUUUUGGUGUUUGUCAUGUUGUUUCAGGUUCAGUCCGAGUUACAGAUCCAUUUAUCAGAUACCAGAACACACACACACGUUUAUACUGUUGGAGAACGGAAUCUGCAAGUCACGCAACUUUAACAAACCAGCAGAAAUACAUUGUUAAAAGUGCUCCACUGAGUCAAAGUGGGCGAGAAUCUUAUAUUUAAACAUCAGGAUAACGCCGGUGUUUUUCAACCUGGACACUAUUUUAAAAGAUGUUUCUGUCCAGUCUGAAUUGAUAAAGUUACUGAUUCUGUGAAUGGAGUCUGGUUAGUGUUGGUUGUUCCUGGUUAAAAGUCCCCAGACUCCCUUAACAAAUGUGUCAGUUUAGUGAGUUGUUGAGUUGGAGCCACUUUAUAAACUCUGUGAAACUCUGUCUCUGACUCAUUCUGCAUUAUUUGGACCUUCUUGUUCAUUCAGCAAAUGUUCUACAUGAACUUCUUUCUGUCUCUGAGUAGAAACAUGGAGUCUGUUUGUCUCAGUGACAUUUAAGUAUCAUGUCGUUGAUCUUUAUUUAUACUCAGCGGUGAGAUUCACACAUUUUUGUGACUUUAAGAUAAAAGUUCCUUGAAGCUGCUAAAACACAGAUAUUAAUUAAACAGUUAAUAUUACAUAGUUUAAAGAUCUGUUA